Messenger RNA from Bacidia gigantensis, 1971 nucleotides. RefSeq lists its product as uncharacterized. The coding region runs from base 1 to 1971 and encodes 656 amino acids. The record is from RefSeq and is a predicted model, not a curated record. The transcript has a single exon. NCBI's taxonomy places the organism in Eukaryota, Fungi, Ascomycota, Lecanoromycetes, Lecanorales, Ramalinaceae.
AUGUUAUCUCGGAAGGGUAUCCGUCAUAUAUGGGGUCAAAUUAAUGGUCGUGCUAAAGAAGAGCGACGAAGUGAUCCACAAAGAAAGAAGUCAUACCCGUAUCAGCCUUUGCCCGGAGCAGAAUGGACCAGACUUCUUGAGCUGCAACCUGGAUCAGGUCCAUUGGUGUGCGGCCUUAGACCUGCAGAGAUCGAGGGAGAUAUAGUGCAGUAUGAAGCACUAUCGUACGCGUGGGGGAAUACUGUCGACACAGUUGACAUUGACUGCGAUGGACAUUCUAUUCCAAUCAGACAGAAUCUAGCAAGCGCACUCGUUCACAUCCGGCAUGAGGAUAGGCCACGUCUUCUGUGGGUUGAUGCCGUAUGCAUCAACCAAGUAGAUUCACGCGAAAGGUCUCAGCAAGUACAGCUGAUGGGUGAAAUAUUUGCCAGCGCAAGGAAAGUACUUCUCUGGCUCGGCGAUGAUAAAGAUGGGGAAGCGGAUCAGUGCUUCGGUCUCAUCAAGGCUACAAAUGACACGCUCCAAGAGCUAUGGGAUCGAUCCGGAGAAGUUAAAAACAUCCCGCUCAUCACAUCUGAAGAUGGAACGCUUUGUAAUGACAGCGCAAAAUGGGACAUGGUUCGGCAAUUCUUGAAGUCAGAUUGGUUCAGCCGUGUGUGGGUUUUGCAGGAGGUAGGUCUGGCGCGAACUGCUGUAGCUUUCUAUGGUGGGACUAGCAUCCGGUGGAGCCAAAUAAUAGAGUUUUUGCUCUGGGUAACCCUCAGCGCCAACAUUAGAGAUCUCGUCGGAUCCCUAGGGUCUGCCAGAACUGCGAACGUUUUCCUUGUUAUGUGGAUCAACAGUCAUGAAGGUCCGUCGUGGAUGGACGAAAUGCCAUACGCUAGAUCUCUUCUCGGAAACAGGCCCAAAAGUAUGUUUCUAGAUAUCUUGCAUGCGCAACGCCGGUAUCGAGCUACAGAUCCGCGAGAUAGAGUGUACGCGUUUCUAAGUCAUCCUCUAGUACCUCUACACUCCGAAGAUGGCAGAAAGCUCAUCUCAGCAGACUAUAACCAAAGUGUUGAUCAAGUCUUCUUCGAUACCGCAAGAUCUUUGGUCCAACUCGAUGCUCUAGGCUGGACCGUUUUAUCUGCGGUACAACAUAGAUCAAGAUCAGGUAUUUCUUCAAUCCGAAGGCCGACUUGGGUUCCACGGUGGGACGAGGACUCGUCCCUAGCCAGACUCGGUCGACCAAGCAAGUGGUACAUGGCUGGAGGACAUGAUAGUUUUCAAGCAAAAGUCUCGGUGUUAUCGCCAUUGGACAAGUGGCUAGAGGUCAAAGGCGCUGGCUUCGAUCGUAUCACGUGGACAUCGAAAGUCUUUGCCCCAGAAGACUUUCAAUGGAGUAAUCAGGUAAAGAGCUCGCCACUACAGCAUGCAUGGCAGCAGCUUGAACAACAAGGACCAAGUAGUGUUUACCAGUCUUCUGACCUGGACCAGGAGCACGCGUUUUGUCUGGUUUCGGUCGCUGGCAUGGAAUACGGCAAGGACAGCAGACGAUAUGAGCUCAGUCGGCUUUGGGCGGACCACACAGCAUGCAAAGACGUGUUGUUGUCUGAGAGUAGGGCUGUCGCCGAAUCUCUCACUGACGCGCGACGAGCAGAUUCUUCCAAAUCAAAAGACAUGCUCAAGAAAAGGGCGCUGGAAACGGUUGUGUUACAACGCCAGGCGCUACUGAAUCGCCGCUUCUUCAUGACAUCGAAUGGCUAUUAUGGAGUUUGCCAUUUUGAAGUGGAACCGGGAGAUUGCUGCUUCGUGUUGAGAGGAGCUAAUGUACCCUUUGUUUUUCGUCCAGCAAGCCUCAAGAACCAAUCCAUACAAAGAUAUCUGCUGGUUGGCGAAGCCUACAUUCAAGGCGUCAUGGAAGGAGAGAUCUACGAAGAACUGGCAAAGGAAGGGACGCAACUCACAGAGGAGGAUAUUGUGCUUAUCUGA